GUGGCGGUGCUCGUGAUGCCGUGGAAGGCGGUGGCGGAGGUGGCCGGCUUCUGGCCGUUCGGCGCGUUCUGCAGCUUCUGGGUGGCAUUUGACAUCAUGUGCUCCACCGCGUCCAUCCUCAACCUGUGCGUCAUCAGCGUGGACCGGUACUGGGCGAUCAGCAGCCCGUUCCGCUACGAGCGCAAGAUGACCCCGCGCGUGGCCUUCGUGAUGAUCGGCGCGGCGUGGACGCUGUCCGUGGUCAUCUCGUUCAUCCCGGUGCAGCUGGAGUGGCACAAAUCCGCCGCGCAGACGAACGCGUCCGGCACCGAGAACUGCGACUCGAGUUUGAACCGGGAGUAUGCCAUCUCCUCGUCGCUCAUCAGCUUCUACAUUCCCGUGGCGAUCAUGAUCGUCACCUACACGCGGAUCUACCGCAUCGCGCAGAUCCAGAUCCGGAGGAUCGCGUCGCUGGAACGCGCGGCCGAGCACGCGCAGAGCUGCAGGACGAGCCGGCUCGCGUACCGGCACCACAGCAGCCUGAAGAACUCCUUCAACCGCGAGACCAAAGUUCUGAAGACGCUGUCCGUCAUCAUGGGCGUGUUCGUGUGCUGUUGGCUGCCGUUCUUCAUCCUCAACUGCACGGUUCCGUUCUGCGACAAGCCGGGCUCGGGUCUGCCGUGCGUCAGCGAGACCACCUUCGACGUGUUCGUGUGGUUUGGCUGGACCAACUCCUCUCUGAACCCCGUCAUCUACGCGUUUAACGUGGACUUCCGCAAGAGCUUCGCCUGUCUGUUGGGUUGUCGGAACCGCUGCGCGAGCACUCCGGUGGAGACGGUGAACAUCAGCAAUGAGCUCGUGUCUUACAACCAGGACACGCUGCUUCAUAAAGAGCUCGUGAACGCGUACGUCAACAUCAUCCCGAACGUGGUGGAGUGCAUGGACCCCGAGGAGGACGCGUUGGACCGGAUCUCGCAGCUGUCACGGAAUGAUUCGGUCUGUGAGGCGGAUAUCCGUGUGGACACACUCACACACGUCACGCCGAACGGAACUUGUGCUUUAGGAGGAACUUGAGGAACUCUUUCAUUUCUAACAGUCAUAACAAUGUCAAAACUCCCUGGAGGAUGAGUGCACUUUGACCUUUAGGAGGGGCAAUAAGAUGGUUUUGAGGGGUGGUAGGGGCAUCAGAGGUGUAGAGGGCAAUGCCCCCAUAGUGUCGCAGUGUGUCGGGUGUAAUUCGUUACUGUAAUCGAAUGACUUUUUAGUCAAAAAGUAGUGUAAUGCAUUACAUUGUAACUGAUUGUAAUCUGAUUACAGUUACUGAUUACAUUAUAUGAAUUAUGGCCCCGUAACGAGUCGAAGCUGAACGCUUGAAAUAUUGACAGAAAAGUGCUUUAGAAAGUCACUUAAGAGUAAAGUAAUCUGAUUACAAAAUUGGUUAUUUGUAUUGGAUUAUUAUUUGAAGUAACUCGCCCAACACUGAUCACAGUUAGUGCCUAAAACCCCUGAACGAGGGACAUCACGUCAGACUGAUGUGGCGAGUUCAGCUCAAUCCACAGCGCUUGUGCUUAAUGAUCACAACAAACAUUAUAUAGACGUUGUUUAUUUUUGUUUACAAACGUGUUCCAGUGAGACACUUACAAUGCAAGUCAAUGGGGUUUAAUCUGUUUCAGAAGUAUAGGCACAAAACAUAAACAAUAUGUGUGUUAACAUGAUUUUACUGCCAUUAAAUCACUCACUACAUCUGUGUAGUUAUAGACAAUUAUACAUUAAAAUGAUAUUAAAUUAUAAGCGUCACAUGUCUGUAUUUAAACCCCCAUUGACUUCCAUUGGACGUGUCUCACUGCAACACAUUUAAAGAAAAGGAGGAACCAGAAUUUAAUUUGCUAAUUAAUAAUUGUGCUAAUCAACAUUGUGACACAAAUGCUGUCGAUUGAUCUUCGCUUGUGUUUAAUCCGGAAUAUUCCUUUAAUAAUUGGAUGAUUAUUUGUGCAGUAUGUUAUUGUUUAUUAAAGGUUCAGAUAUUCUGUUCUGAGGUCAGUCGGUGUGCGGUUCACUGUGACUGCAGACGCACGUCUGAAACUACACAACAUCCUUUUCUGACACAAUUUACUGGACAAGCAGAAGGACACGAGAUCAUAAUGACAUCUGUGUUUAACCCAAGAGAUGCUGGUGAGUGAACGGGACUCAGAGGAACACAUCGGCAACAUUUCUCUUGUUUAAAGCACAAACAUCAUUAUAUUUUAUAUUUACUCUGAAAACAAGAAAGAAAUCUAAUUUUAAAGUCGGGAAAUGA
Xyrauchen texanus (razorback sucker) is the source of this 2275-nucleotide messenger RNA. Its product is annotated as D(1B) dopamine receptor-like. Gene Ontology annotation, cellular component: plasma membrane. Gene Ontology annotation, molecular function: dopamine neurotransmitter receptor activity; G protein-coupled receptor activity. Bases 16 to 1053 code for a protein of 345 amino acids. NCBI's taxonomy places the organism in Eukaryota, Metazoa, Chordata, Actinopteri, Cypriniformes, Catostomidae. Gene Ontology annotation, biological process: adenylate cyclase-activating adrenergic receptor signaling pathway. The record is from RefSeq and is a predicted model, not a curated record. The transcript has a single exon.